Diversispora eburnea is the source of this 1002-nucleotide messenger RNA. NCBI's taxonomy places the organism in Eukaryota, Fungi, Glomeromycota, Glomeromycetes, Diversisporales, Diversisporaceae. The record is from the annotation of a GenBank genome assembly.
AUGAUAAUUAUAGUUGGAGAGGAACCCUAUACCAAAACUUUUUAUGUUCAUUCAAAUAUACUUCGAGUGAGAUCCAAUUAUUUUAAAACUUUCUUAUCAACUAAUUGGAUACGUCGAGAAGACGAUAAGAUACGUUUUUCAAAACCAAAUAUCGAACCUGAAGUUUUUGCUAUUAUUUUAGAAUAUAUUUACGGAGGAAAGAUUGAAUUUCAAGAAGAUUUAGAUCCAUCAAUUAUAUUUGAUUGUAUUAAGGCAGCGGAUGAAUUAGGAAUUUUAGAAUUUCUUUUUUAUUCACAAGAUUAUUUAUUAAAUAAUAAGAUUACUUGGUUAAAAGAAAAUUUGGUAUUAAUUUAUCGAGAUAGUUUUGGAUUAGAUUCGAUGAGAAAAUUACAAGAAUUUAGUGUUGAUCGAAUUAAGAAAUAUCCGCAUUUAUUAUUUGAUUCGGAAGAUUUUAAUAUGAUAAGUGAACAAGCGUUGAUAGCAGUAAUUAAAGAUGAUAAAUUAGAAAUGGAAGAAAUUGAAAUUUGGAAAAAAUUAUUAAAAUGGGGAAUCAUUGAGGAAUUAGCAAAUAAAUAUAAAAUGUCAAUGAAAAAGAAAUUACCAAAUCGAGGAGCAGCAAUAUCAACAAUAAUGAGUUCAGAUCAUGCCGCAAUAAUUGCCAGUUGGAUUGAUCAUUAUGAUAUAUUUGUAGGAGGUUAUAAUCCUGAUGUUUGGUAUAAUACUUUAUGGCCACAAUAUAAGAGAAAUGAUCGAUCAUUUAUAUUUUCAUUUACUCAAGGAAUUACAAUUAAUGAUAAUCACGCAUAUGCAUUAAAUUGUUGGAGAUCAAGUGGUCCAUCAUUUGGAAAAUUUGAUUUAUUAAUGCAAAAUAGUAAUCUUAGAUUUAAACAUAAAACUUAUGUACCAAAUGUUAUGCCUGUUGAUGAUAAAUCUUUAAAGAUUGAUGAUUAUGAAAUAUUUGAAGUGGUAUUAAAAGAGACAAUUAAAAAUGGUGAAGUUUAA